This is a messenger RNA of Spea bombifrons (plains spadefoot toad), 1631 nucleotides long. Its product is annotated as carboxypeptidase N catalytic chain-like. The record is from RefSeq and is a predicted model, not a curated record. Lineage: Eukaryota; Metazoa; Chordata; Amphibia; Anura; Pelobatidae. The transcript is spliced from 9 exons. Bases 125 to 1483 code for a protein of 452 amino acids. Gene Ontology annotation, molecular function: metallocarboxypeptidase activity; zinc ion binding. Gene Ontology annotation, biological process: proteolysis.
GGUUGGCACUUCCCUUUGAAACUGGAGCAGGCUGGUUGUAGUUCACACUUGCGAAAGAGAAAACCGGAGAGCUGUGUUACUUUGUAUAUGGGAAUUUAGUGGUAAAGAAACCAUAGCAGGAAGAAUGCAUUUGGGAUUACGGUCGCUUCUUAAACUGUUACUCCUGUGUCAGUUAUCAGCCUCGCUCAAUUUUUUCCAUCACCGCUACGAUGACCUGGUGAGAGCGCUGUUCAACGUACAAAAUGAGUGUCCGUACAUCACCAGGAUUUACAGUAUUGGAAGAAGUGUCCAAGGAAGGCACCUUUACGUCAUCGAAUUUAGUGAUAAUCCAGGAAGACAUGAAAUCCUGGAGCCAGAAUUUAAGUAUGUUGGAAACAUGCAUGGCAAUGAGGUCCUCGGGAGAGAGCUCCUGAUCCAACUGGCUGAGUUUUUAUGUGAAGAAUAUCAAAAUGGUAAUGAGCGGAUAACCAGGCUAAUCCAGGACACGCGGAUCCAUAUCAUGCCUUCCAUGAAUCCAGACGGGUAUGAAGUGGCAGCAGACCAGGGACCAGACACAAAUGGAUAUCUUACUGGAAGAAACAACAUCAACGAAGUGGAUCUUAAUCGUAACUUCCCAGAUCUCAAUAUUGUCAUGUAUUUCAAUGAGAAAAAUGGAGGACAAAAUCAUCACAUUCCUCUGCCAGACAACUGGAGAAACCAGGUAGAACAGGAGACAUUGGUAACAAUCGAAUGGAUGAAAAGUUAUAAUUUUGUGCUUUCUGCAAACUUACAUGGUGGGGCUGUAGUAGCCAACUACCCAUACGAUAAAUCCAAAGAUCUGAGAACAAGGGGUUAUCGACGCACUGGCUAUACAGGUACACCCGACGACAAGCUUUUUAAAAAGCUUGCGAAGGCUUAUUCUUAUGCGCAUGGUUGGAUGCACCAAGGGUGGAACUGCGGGGAUUACUUUCCAGAUGGAAUCACCAAUGGGGCCUCUUGGUAUUCACUAAGCAAAGGAAUGCAGGACUUUAACUACCUUCACACAAACUGUUUUGAAAUUACGCUGGAGCUAAGCUGUAACAAGUUCCCCCGGGAGGAAGAACUGGAGCGAGAGUGGCUCGGUAAUCGUGAAGCUCUGAUCACAUACAUCGAAGAGGUCCACCAAGGCAUUAAAGGCUUGGUAACAGAUGAAAAUAAUAAUGGAAUAGCGAAUGCAGUCAUCUCAGUUAGUGGUAUUGAUCACGAUGUUACCUCUGGCACUGGUGGUGAUUAUUUUAGGCUAUUGUUGCCCGACACAUACAGUGUAACAGCUUCGGCGGAUGGAUAUUAUGCAAAGAUCUCAACUGCGACAGUUAGUCCAGGGGCAGCGACGCGGCUCGAUUUUCAGUUGAAACAGGUAAAAGUAUCAAAUUCAAGGGAAAAGAUCCCAUAUAAAAAUAUGAAUGGCAAAAACCACAUAAGAAAGAUUGUUCCAAGAUCGGUGGACAGAAAGAGAAGACAAUGAGAACCUAACCAAAUUAUGGCGGUUAUCACCCACACCUUACCUCUUAUAUCCUGAAGGUCGUUCAACAGCGUUUGGCGGAGGAAAGAUUGAUUCACCAAUAAAAGGACUGAAAACAGCCAUCAACAAAAUUACAGAAGAAAGAAAACAA